Messenger RNA from Acanthaster planci (crown-of-thorns starfish), 4648 nucleotides. RefSeq lists its product as uncharacterized. The record is from RefSeq and is a predicted model, not a curated record. Lineage: Eukaryota; Metazoa; Echinodermata; Asteroidea; Valvatida; Acanthasteridae.
AGAGGGGUUAGGGUUAAGCAAGGGCUGUUUUGAUCUAGCUCGCAGGGAAAAACCUCUAGGCCCUAUUUAUGAUCCUUCCCCGCCAUACCAAAAAUAGCCCUCAUCGGCCCAAGCCGAGUUCCCCUCAGUGUGUUCGGCAACACGAACAUAGGGGUGACAAGGGUCACAUUCCUGCCGAGUUUCAACGAUGAUUGCCGGCAGUAUAACAAUCAAAUUAUGAUGUCUACAAAGUGCUCCCGAAAUCCCCUGUGCAGAGGUGUGCUGUGAAGGAUGUUAUGAUUGUAGACGAUUCCGUAAAACGGAUAACAAUUUCACCGAAAUGACGAUUUGUUUUUACAAGAAACGUACAUGUAUAGUCAUACAGCGUUGAACCCACAAUUUCUCUCUGGGAGAACAGCCAGUUCAAAAAAAUCACCCAGUAGAUGCAUAACUGAAUAAUAAUCGAUAGAGACGUGUUUUGGCUUUGUUUUGUUUUUGACAGUGUUUUGCGUAACACAAAAUCAAUCACUAAUUACUAUUAAGUCGCCUUGUCGCUAAAAACGUUUAAUCUGAAAUUAAAUCCAAAAUUGUGGCUGUUAAAUCAAACGCUUUUUUGUAAAGCUGCCUUAAAGUUUGUUUUCCGGCAAAUAUGUAAAUGUACACGCCGAUAUUCUGUCUCAAAGUGUACUUCGAGUUAUUUUCAAGAUAAAUUUUUGGAACCUUUUCCCUGUUUUUUCCCCCAUUCAUUGGCAUAAAUAUCGCGUCCAGAUUGUUACAGAGCAAGUUGCAUGUCCACUGUAGAUGGAAAUUGCCUGUGGGCCAGUCCGUGCCUUUGUAUCUGGGUCACCGUUAAACAAUGACAGGAUAUAGGAAGCGCUGUCCAACUCCUAGCACUAUGGUGCGUGAACCGGGCCACAAUACUCCCAACCAUUGUUAUAUCAGAGAAACGCUUCCCUGCAUCUUCACACAUCCAUAACGAAGGGCUUUUUGCCGGAGUGCAGUGCUCUUACUCCUUGCUGUCAAAAGCCCACAAAUAUUUCGCUCGCGGUUGCUUCAGCAGAGGCUUUCAGAAAGUGAAGUUUUAGGUCUAUUGUGCGUCUAUCAACCUCAGACUGCCCAAGCGUGUCUUUGUUUCAGUGGUUUUUAAAUGACUGUGGUGUGUACUGUCGAAUUUUUUAUUACUCCCUACGCGUCCUCUAAAAUAUCCAUUGAGUUUUAUUGAAGACGCCCACAUACCACGCUACCAUGGCUUUGUGAGGUAUGCCUCCAGCCUGCGUGUUAAGUAAUGUCACUAUCGGCUGUGAUUCGUUCAAAUGAAGUGUUGUUGACUCACGAAGUUAUAAGAACAGAUGCUUCAUUCUUUCCCUCGUUGCUGGUUGUGACUGGUACAACCUUAUUUACAAAACACUAUGCCCCGGUAACCCAAGAACCUAGACGGACGUAGGCUUCGCAAAUUCCCGUUGGUGUGGGAAGUUUUAAUCCCAAGUUGACAAAGGGGUCGCGAUAUUGAGCAACCUGGCAGACACCAGAUCCGCUGCGUGAACUGAACAUGUACAUACGAAUAUUUGACACGGUCGUCGCUACAAGUGGAAACUGAAAGUGCAUGCCCCACGGAAGUCUCGAGGUUGCAGUAGUUAUGGGCUGUGUUGUGGUGUGACCCGAAAUUUACUUACAGGGUUAGAUUACCAGCAGUUAGGACCAACAAACUGGGCGUCCUGCUGGUACGCAAGGAACAUUCAAUAUUGAUGUUUUGACUUUCAGCACGUACACCUAAUUUUCCAUCGGGGCUAGGGCUGACUCAUCCGUCGUCGAUAAGUCAUCGCUGUCGUUGCGUUUCUCACGGUUGUUUGACGGCGGUGGUCGUCAGUUCCGGACUGCUUUCGUCGCGUGUGACAGUAAAGGUGAUGCCCAUCAUGUUGAAGCUACUUUUUAGCACCGUUGUCGCUGUCAUUGUUGCUGUCACCGAAAUAUCGUGUGAAGCUGUCGUGGUUUUGGAAAAUCGAGAAGUAACGCUGACAUGCGACAUCAGUCCCACCGCGCCGAGAACAUCAGCCGUGUUCUGGUAUUCGAACUCCUUGUUGGAGUACCUUACAACUAACGAUGACUUGAUUCCGGAGCUGCGAGACGCCGACCUGUCCCUGUAUCAGCGCAUCUCGGUGGCGGGGUCCGUCAGGAGAGGCAAGUACAAUCUACGCAUUGUCGACGUGAGAGCAGAGGAUGCUGGAGAUUAUGUAUGCGGAUAUUACCGCAGUGGCAACGAGUGGAUCACGGUCAAGACCGUGACUGUGGAUGUGUUGACGCCCCCGGGACGAGAGUACCCCGCUUGUUCUGCGAUGUCAUCCGGCGACACGCUCCUCUUGCCCGGGAUGCUGGUCAACCUGAGCUGCAUUUCUUACGGUGGAAGUCCCCGUGCUCAGCUGACCUGGUACCGUGAAGGUGUACCUCUGGAGAGCACGGUGACCCACGGUGGACUGUGGGUUUAUCAUCAACGUUUCAUACAGGAGGAUGACAGCGGCGUUGAGUUCACCUGCGAGGCAACCAGCACUGCAUUGCCAGAGCCGAAAAGUUGCAGCAUUGUCCCCUACCGCAAAGCCCCGCUGUUGUACGUCGAGCAUAUUCGCGGUGGUUUAGUGGGAUUGGGCGACUCGGCAACAUUCACCUGCACUACCCAGAAACUUCUCACUCCCACCGGCCGCAAUGACAAGGCGCAAUAUCAGUGGUACUUCAACGGAGAACCGGCCGAGGAGAACCGAUCCGGAAUUGUGGUUGAAGACGGGAAAUCGCUCAUACUUCGGAAUGUUACUGCCAUGGACGACAAAGCAGUGGUUUCCUGCGAAAAAGUUGAUGAAUUUACCACCAGGAGUUCGGCAUCGAUGACCAUCCUAGUAGUGUCCCCAACCUACCCCGUGCUUAUACACGACGAGAAAGACUUAACUCCAUCUCAGAACCCUGCAUCUUUUGUAUCCACCCCGGUACCUGCCGUGUAUGUAAGCCAAGUGGGAUUCGUCACGUGCAUUUUCGGGGCCUUCCUUUUUGGGAUGUUUUUCAUGCUUUUCUUGAUUUUAAUACUACGACUAUACUGCAACUACACUCGUAAGCGCGGUCGACUGGAUUUCAGUACAGAACACGAAAUUGCCGUCGGAUGGCAAAAAGCUCACAAAAAGUCAAGCUGUGACGACGCGAGACAGGAAAGCAUCACUGUCACAGAUAGGCCUGCAACCGCUCGAAACAGCCCAGUGCGCACCUUUAAGAAACCAAAUGGCGUGGUAGCAAAUGGUAACCUAGCAACAAGCGAGUGUGCAGAGUGUCUGAGAAGUGGCAACACGGAGGGGAAUGUUGCCACCAACAUGGAAUCACCUUGUCCUGUUGCUUCUUCUGACAGGUCCGCUGCCCGACUUAGUCAGCAGUCAAGGAAAGCCGUCUCAAACGACCCUCUUCCAGGCCCAACCCCCCGGAAGAAGCCCCCACCCCUGAGCCUGUUUAAUGAGAACAGCAGGCCGUUGCUGUCUUCCCCAUCGCCGAAUUCUGGGGCCAGUAGAAGGCUUCCUUCCGUUGACCGGGACCACACGGCAUCCAUGCCUGAUCUUGCCUCGCGCCAAUUCGGGGACCCGGCACCUUCCUGCUCAGACCAUGACUACGUCAACCUGCACGCCCCAUCCUCCUCCAGAGAGGAGUCCGGCGGCUCCACCCCAUCUUCCUAUGUCAACUGUGAGUUCGUGAGUCCCAUCCCUCCCAUCACACCCGUGAAGAAGCAGUUCCCGAAAUCCGCCCUCGACGCUAAUCAUAAAUCAGUCUCUUACGCCGAGCUGGACCUACCGAGUGUCAGGGAGAGGCCCACCACGCCCAUCUCACCCAUAAGCCCAGGAAGUGGCAAGGCGCGCGCUGGUAGUGUUUCCGUGGAACGCACUAAGUAUGCACAAAUAGCGUACGUGUUUAAAGACAGGCGGCAGCAGAGCCUCCCCUCUGUCAAACUUGUGGGACUAAGUGAGGGUUUUGGCGACAAAGUCUGAGCAAGUCGUGUACAUGUAUUUGUAGUUAUAUACAUUGUAUUUAGCAGAAACGCUGCCACCAUGUGAAACACUGGCUUGAAUAGCUACAUCCUGUAUGCCAAUACACAGUGGUUAUACAGUGACGUAACAUUGUGGCGGAAUUUCGGGGAUCUCCGGAUCGUUUGCGGAUAUUUCAGGAGGGAACAGUGAAAGCAUAUGUUCGUUCGAAAAUGACAUCUACCCUGCCCCUCCCACGUUGCACCACUGCUCACAUCCACCUUUCAAAAUAUUAUCCACUGUCACACUGCAGUUUGUCUUUGGAAAACAUACAACGACACCUAGAUAUUGUGGUCGUUUGUGUUCCUUUUCCCUUGUGAAUAAGCAUAAAACAGUGGCGUAAAUUUGUGCCGGGAAUCGGGGGAUGGGGAAAGGGGGAUGACUUGCCCGGCCAAGAAAAAUCGAAAAGCGAGGGGGGGGGCACUAUAUGAAUCUGGUGACAGGUUGAUGUUUCUUUAUACAGGGUGUCCACAUAAAAAAGUGUCAGAUGUGCAUUGACAGGAAUGGUGGCCAUGUGGACGGCACAGCACAUUAAACUCGCAAGGUAAAUAGCAAAAAAAACCAGAUUAGAUUGAUUUAUGUACAUUAUUUAAAGAAUGUGUUCUUAAAGCAAAGGCAUUUGG